Molecule: messenger RNA, 1783 nt
Organism: Cricetulus griseus (Chinese hamster)
Lineage: Eukaryota; Metazoa; Chordata; Mammalia; Rodentia; Cricetidae
Source: RefSeq, a predicted model, not a curated record
GAUUAGAAAUGGCUACUCCCCAAUCAGUUUUUGUCUUUGCAAUUUGCAUUUUAAUGAUAACAGAAUUAAUCCUAGCCUCAAAGAGCUACUAUGAUAUCUUAGGUGUGCCAAAAUCUGCCUCAGAGCGACAAAUCAAGAAGGCCUUUCACAAAUUAGCGAUGAAGUACCACCCCGACAAAAAUAAGAGCCCUGAUGCUGAAGCAAAAUUCAGAGAGAUUGCAGAAGCAUAUGAAACGCUCUCAGAUGCUCACCGGCGGAAGGAGUAUGAUACAGUUGGACACACUGCUUUCACUAAUGGCAAAGGACAAAGAGGGAGUGGAAGUCCUUUUGAGCAGUCUUUUAACUUCAAUUUUGAUGACUUAUUUAAAGACUUUAAUCUUUUUGGCCAGAACCAAAACACUCGGUCUAAGAAGCAUUUUGAAAAUCACUUCCAGACACACCAGGAUGGUUCCAAUAGACAAAGGCAUCAUUUCCAGGAGUUUUCUUUUGGUGGUGGAUUGUUUGAUGAUAUGUUUGAAGAUAUGGAGAAAAUGUUUUCUUUCAGUGGCUUUGAUACCACCAAUCGACACACAGUACAGACUGAAAAUAGAUUUCAUGGGUCCAGUAAGCACUGCAGGACUGUCACUCAGCGAAGAGGAAAUAUGGUUACUACAUACACUGACUGUUCAGGACAAUAGUUGAUUCUCUUCUGUUUCUACUAAACCCACGUAGUUCUAAUCUUUCUCACUGUGUCUGAUGAAAACAACUGUUUUCUGUGAAGUACUUUAACAAAUGCAUGAUUUCACUUAUGUUAAGCAGUUGGUUAUAGGUAUUCCAUAUAUUAAAUAUUUUUGACAGGUUCAAUCACAUUCAGCUAGUAGACAACUCUAAUUAUUAAUUUUUCUGAUUAGGAAAGGUUCAUUUGAAAGAUCAUCAUUUGCAAGAUUUUUUUUCUUUAUCCUUUGAUUCACUAAUUUGGCCACACCCCAAAAAAAAUCCACAAACAAAACCCAGUUACCUGAUACAUACUUAAAUAUUAAACUUUAAAAGUUACUAUAGAUAUAUUUGUGUGAACUUGAAUAAUUUUUGCAGUGACACCUCUGCUAAUUUAAAAUCGCAUGCCCUGUAGCACCUGUGACUUGGGUUGCUAAAUGUCUGUGAAACUGUAAUUGAGUCAGUCAGUGAAAGAGACAACAGGCUUUUGGCUAAUUGCCACUGAAUGCUUUAGAAACUGCUGGUUUGAUACCACAAAAAGAUGCCUCUUCAGUAGAAUUGGUGUAACAGGAAUGAUUGUAUUGCACGUAGUUAAGCUGAAAAAGUUUAAAGCUUAUGGUGAAAUAUUGCCAAGAGAUUGUGUGUUUGGCCCUGCGCUAAUGGUUUUGUAUGAUCAAAAUCAUAGCUACAUGAAUAUCUUUUUUUUUUCACUUUUUUCUGUUUGUUGACUUUCUAGGUCUUAAUAUCAAUUUGAGUUUUAUUUGUGUUUUUUUUUUUUUUUGGUGUAUGUGUGUGUAGUUCCUCCUGCACUUAUCUUUGUCAUCUAGAAAUUGACUAAUACCUCAUUCUUUUUGUAAAAGCAGCCAGUAAUUUCUGUGCAACCUUAUAUGUGCAAUAUUUUUAAAUCCUAAGAAAUGUGUGCUUUUUGUUGUUGUUGUUGUUAGAGUUAUUUCUUUAGUUCUGCACUUUUUCAUGUUAUACUCCAUAUGAGUAUUAAUCCUAUGGAUGCAUAUGAAAACUAGUAAUGUCUCAUGCAAUAUUGUGUGAGUAUUGUGUGAGUGAGAGAAAUACAAAUAUUUACAACCUGGUC